This is a messenger RNA of Sinocyclocheilus anshuiensis, 1033 nucleotides long. RefSeq names its product ubiquitin domain-containing protein 1-like. The transcript is spliced from 2 exons. Lineage: Eukaryota; Metazoa; Chordata; Actinopteri; Cypriniformes; Cyprinidae. Bases 350 to 787 code for a protein of 145 amino acids. Gene Ontology annotation, molecular function: protein binding. The record is from RefSeq and is a predicted model, not a curated record.
AGUUGACUGGAUUAGGUUUGUUGUAAAAAGUCACUCAUACAUCUAAACCCAAGCCAGGGAUUGUAAAAGCAAGGUCUAUUUCUUGCUGCUAGAAGAUAUCUUGGUGAUCUGCUUUGAUUUAUAUUUGUUCAGUUGUUAUUUUUAGAUUCAGAAAACAGGUGAUGGGCGUGUACAUUUUGCAAGAAACUGGUCUAAGCUACUAGCGGAGUGUCAUGAGUUUUGCUGUGACAGGACAAUUUAUAGCACUGCGCAUGUGGAGUUGAUUGUCUCUCAAACCCCGGCAUGAAGUCAUAGGAGCGACUGUGCAGUAACUUUUCACUGGUUAGAGGAAUAACUGACUGCUCAGACCAUGGGAGUUGCAAACUCAAGAGACUAUCAACCAACGAUAACAGUUGUGCUGAAAAGGUCCCUUAUGGAGUGCUAUGAUGAACUGGGGAACCGCUAUCAGCUCCCUGCAUACUGCUUGGCUCCUCCAGUCAACCUGGUGUCCAAGUGCAACGAUCAUAAUGUGUCUGAAAACUCUGAGCUACAGGAGAAGAAGGAGAAGGAGUUCCAGCUGAAGGUGCGUCUCUCCAGCGGAAAAGACCUUCGCCUCAGUGCCACGAUGGCCGAUUCCAUUCGUCAGCUGAAAAAACAGCUUCAAAUUCAGGAAGACAUUGAUACUGCCCACCAGCGAUGGUUUUUCUCUGGAAAGCUACUCACGGAUAAAACACAUUUACAAGACACCAAGAUCCAGAAGGACUUUGUAAUACAGGUCAUUGUUAGUCAGCCCAUUGUUCCCAACUAAACACAAAUCUUUGAACUGGGACUCAAUGAACUCAAACCUAUGUUUUUAUUAUAUAAAGUCACUGAUCAGGUGUGAGUUUCAACACUUGUGCUUUUUAAAUAUUAAGCACAAACAUUUCUUCCAGAAAUGUCUACUUUUUCUAACCUAUGAGGAGCUGAAAAGGUCAAAUAUACAUGCAUAUAAGCAUGUGUAAAACAUUAAUAUAGUUCCACAGCAAUUGGAGAGUAUAUUCACAAGAUUUUGCAA